This is a messenger RNA of Henningerozyma blattae CBS 6284, 798 nucleotides long. It is a transcript of the gene MET8, whose product is annotated as bifunctional precorrin-2 dehydrogenase/sirohydrochlorin ferrochelatase MET8. NCBI's taxonomy places the organism in Eukaryota, Fungi, Ascomycota, Saccharomycetes, Saccharomycetales, Saccharomycetaceae. Bases 1 to 798 code for a protein of 265 amino acids. The record is from RefSeq and is a predicted model, not a curated record. The transcript has a single exon. Gene Ontology annotation, molecular function: precorrin-2 dehydrogenase activity; protoporphyrin ferrochelatase activity. Gene Ontology annotation, biological process: siroheme biosynthetic process.
AUGUCCGCUGCUCCACCCUCGCCACCCCCUCACGUCUCCGCCCAGUCUUUGCCGCUGGCCCAUCGUCUCGCAGGCAAAAAAGUGCUGCUCAUUGGGGCAGGCUCUGUGGCCCACACCCGUCUGCUCAAGCUGAUCCCCACCGGAGCACGUGUCACUCUGAUCAGCGACCGUGUCAGUCCCGCCGUGCAACGUGAUUUCCUCGAUAAAGGCCUCGUCGCACGUCACGUGGCAGAGCCCUGGGACCGUGCUAAAGCCGCAGCACGUGACCCCAUGCGCGGCUACCAUCUGGUACUCAUCACGUUACCUCGUAGCAACCAGCAGCUGUCACGCGACAUCUAUGCCUUUUACAAGUGUCACCAUGGUGAACAACAACUGGUGAAUGUGGCUGAUGAACCUGGACUUUGUGAUUUUUAUUUUGGGGCCGAUCUUGUAUUGGCCUGUGAAAAGACUCCACAACAUGCGAUAACACUAAGUGUGUGUUCUGGCGGAGGCGCGCCCAGGUUUGCCGCCUUGCUUCGGGAUUAUAUCCAGGCUGUGUUGGAUCCGAUGCAAUCCACACUGUUGGCCGGGUUUGCCCAACUGAGCUCGUUAAGGGCGGCUAUCCGCGCCCUGCCUUCGCCGGAGUCGGCACGUGACAUCGGCCACCGUAUGCGCUGGGUGCGCCACGUGACCGACGCGCUGGGUCUGGCACGUGCCUCGCGCCUGGACGUUGCACGUGCUGUCGGAUUGUACAGGGACACGGAGAUUGGCGAGAAGCAGCUGCCCGGAGAGGAGGAGAUCGCGAGACUGCUCACGUGA